Huiozyma naganishii CBS 8797 is the source of this 1242-nucleotide messenger RNA. Its product is annotated as alkene reductase. Bases 1 to 1242 code for a protein of 413 amino acids. Lineage: Eukaryota; Fungi; Ascomycota; Saccharomycetes; Saccharomycetales; Saccharomycetaceae. The record is from RefSeq and is a predicted model, not a curated record. Gene Ontology annotation, molecular function: NADPH dehydrogenase activity; FMN binding. The transcript has a single exon.
AUGUCUCUCCAAGCAGAUGCCAACGGUGAAACAAAUCAAAUGUCCACAGGGUUUCAAACAAGCUUUGCCCCAGUGGCCUUUAGGGAUACAAAUCUUUUCAAACCCAUCAAAGUGGGCUCCAUGGAAUUGGCCCAUCGUGUGGUGAUGGCUCCACUGACUAGGUGGAGGGCGCUUCACCCUAGCCACGUACCGAACGAGAAGUUGGUUCCGUUGUACUACGACCAGAGGUCCAAGGCUCCAGGCACUUUGAUUAUCACCGAGUCAGCGUUCACAUCCCUACAAGCCGGAGGGUAUGACUACGCUCCAGGUAUCUGGUCAGAGGAGCAGGUUGCCGUUUGGACAAAGAUAUUUGCCAAGAUACACGGAAACAAGUCGUUUGUGUUCGUACAAUUGAGGAAUCUCGGAAGACAGGCCGUCCCGACUUCUAUGGCGAGAGAUGGGCUUCGUUACGACUCUGCCUCUGAUGAUUUGUACAUAGACGAAGCGACCAAGGAAGCAGUAUUGAAAGCCGGUCUCAAACAGCAUGGUAUCACCAAAAGUGAGAUCAAGCAGUACAUCGCGGAGUACGUCCACACUGCCAAAAACUCUAUCAAGGCCGGUGCUGACGGUGUUGAAAUCCACAGCGCCAACAGUUAUAUGUUGAACCAAUUCUUGGACCCACGUUCUAACCAUAGGACUGACGAGUAUGGUGGAUCUAUUGAAAACAGAUCCCGGUUUACUUUAGAGGUCGUAGAUGCCUUGAUUGAUGCCGUCGGUGCCGAAAGAGUGGGGAUCAGAUUUUCACCCUUUGGGAAGUACGGUGGUAUGUCGGGUAGCGACGAUCCUCAGGUAUACGAACUCUACUCUUACCUGCUGGACCAAUUGGAAUCGAGAGCACAAUUUGGUAACAGAUUAGCAUACGUGCACCUCAUGGAACCCCGUGUCGCGAAUAUUUCCCUGGAGGAAGGCCAAGGUGAAGAUCUGGAACAUUCGAAUGACUUUGCGUACGACCACUGGAAGGGUCCCAUUAUCAGAUCUGGUAACUUCGCCGCCAGCCCAGACAUUACCGAGAGUGUCCUUGACGAUAGAACCUUGAUCGCCUACGGGAGAUACUUCAUCUCGACACCAGAUCUGCCCCACAGACUGGCCGAGGGGUUGCCCUUGAACAAGUACAAUAGGACCACAUUUUACAAGCUAGGAGCUGUCGGUUACACCGAUUAUCCAACGUAUGAAGAGACGUUGAAGUUGGGGUGGAAAAUCUGA